CCCUCCUUGGUGAAGAACUAAUCGUUCACGAUGGUAAGGACUAUUUUCUUGAUCGCCUUUUGUGUUUUUGUUUGCAACACAUUUAGUCGUGUUCAAACCAAGGUUCAAACUGCUGGUGCAUGCAAGACUCAUGCAGAUUGUAAAGUUAACUGGGCUUACAAGUAUUGCUGCGGUGGUGAUUCAAAUAGCAUUGACCGUACGACGCGAAUGUGCGGCUUUUCUUAUUGUCUAGAUAAAUAUUGUAAAACUAAAAGCCAUUGUGGUGAUCCGACGUUAUGUUGCCACUCAAAUAUAUGUGUUGAUCGUGGUUGUUCUGGCUGUGCUUCGGACUCGGACUGUAACUCUGGUCAUGUAUGUUGUAAGAAGAGUUUUCCCUUCAAUGAAGCUUUCUGUGCUAAGGAUUGUGUUGGGCAACAGUGUAACGACAACGAUGACUGCGCUGUGGGAAUCGAAUGCUGUCGUGAUGGAAAGUGUGUUAACACACAGUCACAGGAGUGUUUCAAACAGUGUAUAUCAAAUUCUGAAUGUGAUUCGGGAAAGUAUUGUUGUAAGAACAAAAGUGUAUGGUCAUUUUGGCAAGAUCGUUGCAAUGAAACUUGCGUUGGUGAGGAUUGUAUCUCAGAUGAUGACUGUGGUCCUGCUAAUGAAUGCUGUAACGCUGGGAAAUGUGCUAAAGAUGGUUGCGAAUGGCGAGAAACCGAACAAAACUACAAAGCUUCAUCUCCACGACGGCACAUUGCUGUUAUGUAUAUAGUCAUCGCUGCAUUACUUAUUGCUAUUGGCGCACCAAUGGCCUUAUUUUGGCCGGGUUAUAAACGAAAACGAGCAAGCAACACAACGCAAGACGACAAAGAAUCUUUGCAAAACAUCCAAAGUAGAGGAACAGCAAUAUUGAAUGCACAACCUAAUAUUCAGUUUACUGACUUUAAUUGUGAUCCUAUACAACCGCAAGGAAUUGCGUUUAGUCUUGAUCCUUCCUCAAACCACCCGCAGCAAAACAAGCACAAUCCUGUGUCUCCAAACCCUGCCUCAAGUAACAACGACGAAUACGUAGACCCUCUUAACAGCUCUAGUGAUGAAGCCAAGGACCUUGAUGCUGCCCUCAUAGUCGGUUAAAAUAGUGAAACAGUACCUUUUGAAUAAUUAUUUAUGUUUUAAAGUUUUUACUUCAUAUGAUGUAAACGUGUGUGAAGUUAUGUAAGUGUAAGUUCAAUAUCACUUUCAAGCCCUGAUCAAACGAGGAUGUGAGUUGAUGAGAGUUGAUGAGAGUUGAUGAGAGUUGAUAAUAGUUGAUGAGAGUUGGUAGUCACACGAGUUUUUAGCUUGUGAAUGCGGAGUUGUUUCAAGGGAUCGACUUUUCAAGCUCUGGAUUAACAAAAUAAUUGGUUUGAUGAGUGCUGCAAAUAAGUUUUAAGUUAAAUAAAAU
This is a messenger RNA of Paramuricea clavata, 1426 nucleotides long. NCBI's taxonomy places the organism in Eukaryota, Metazoa, Cnidaria, Anthozoa, Malacalcyonacea, Plexauridae. The record is from the annotation of a GenBank genome assembly.